AUGGAUGACUUCUCACCUUCGUCUUGGAGGAAUGUCGAGGCUACUAGCAGUUCCCAGCCGCCCUACGACCCGGAACCGCAAGUCGGCCCUAAUGCCGACAAGCUCGAUACAGCAGGUGUUCGCCUUGGAAGGUUGGAGUGCACGGUCACAGAUCCCCAGAAGGAGAACGAUGGUACUAAAGAUGCAUAUACGUCCUACUUGGUGACGACAAAUACCGACUUUCCCACCUUCCAGAAAGGACAUGUUGGAGUGCGCCGGCGAUUCACAGACUUUGUAUUCUUGUACAAGUCGCUUAAUCAAGAACAUGCGAACUGUGCUGUUCCGCCGCUGCCCGAUAAGCAGCGAAUGGAGUAUGUCCGAGGUGACCGCUUUGGCUACGACUUCACCAACCGCCGUGCCGCUUCUCUCAGCCGUUUCCUGAAACGCUUAACCCUCCAUCCUGUACUUCGAAAAACUCCCCUCCUAACAGUAUUUCUCGAAUCACCCGAUUGGAAUGCACACAUGCGCAAUCGGUCAUCCCGUCUUUCCAAUGCCUCGGAUAAUGGAGUAUUCGACGGUCUCACAGAUACAUUCCUGAACGCAUUUUCCAAAGUCCACAAGCCUGACAGAAGAUUCAUCGAAGUCCGUGAGCGCUCCGACAAACUCACCGAAGACCUUACUCAUGUCUCUGGAGUUUUUGCGAGAGUUGUAAGACGAGAGGGUGAUCUUGAGUUAGACUAUGCGGAUUUGGCGACACAGUUUCACAAAAUCGAGGAUUUGGAGCCCAAUCUAAGGGCAUACAUCAGAAUAUUUGCUACCGCGGUGGAGGAAACUGCCGGUGGUGUGAGAGAUCUGAAGGAACAUUCCGAGCAACAUUAUUUAACGUCACUGAAGGAUAUGGAUGCAUACAUCGCCGCAUUAAAGUCGUUACUAAAGCUUAGAGAACAAAAACAGCUAGACUACGAAGCAUUGACAGAGUACCUCGCCAAAGCGGCUUAUGAUCGCGAUCAACUAGCUUCCCAACCAGCGAACUCCACAGGGAUGGGAGCUUCUGGCUUCUUUAGGAGUAAAGUGGAGGAUAUGAGAGGAGUUGACCACGAACAAUCAAGACGGGAAAGGAUUAGAAAACUUGAACUGCGGAUUGACGAGCUGACAAGGGAGGCUGAGGACGCAAGAAAGCAGACCGAGGCUUUUGAUGAAAGUGUAGUCAGGGAGAUUGACGACUUCGAGAGAAUCAAAGCGAUUGAGUUCAGGGAUACGCUGGGGGAUUUGGCGACGGCGAAUAUUGAAUUUUACAGAGGGCAGGUAGCUGUUUGGGAGAAGAUGUUGAAGGAUUCAGAGGGUUGA
Messenger RNA from Orbilia oligospora ATCC 24927, 1326 nucleotides. RefSeq lists its product as uncharacterized. Bases 1 to 1326 code for a protein of 441 amino acids. Gene Ontology annotation, molecular function: phosphatidylinositol binding. Gene Ontology annotation, cellular component: phagophore assembly site. Lineage: Eukaryota; Fungi; Ascomycota; Orbiliomycetes; Orbiliales; Orbiliaceae. The transcript is spliced from 3 exons. The record is from RefSeq and is a predicted model, not a curated record. Gene Ontology annotation, biological process: cytoplasm to vacuole targeting by the Cvt pathway; autophagy.